UGCAAGCUCUCCUCAGUGAAGUGUUUUUCUUACAUUUGUUAUCUGUGCUUACUUUAACAGUGCAAAGGCGGCAUGUUGCGAAGUGUCAAUUGGUGGGAUGAGGAAAAAAUCCCUAAAAUAAUUGAUGACCAGUAUUUUGCUGUAGAUUUAGACGUUGAAGAUAUCCGUCCAGAAUACCGUAGUAAGGGUACUUUGAUACGCCCAGUCACGCAAGAAUACGAGGAGAAGUCCGGCAUGUCCAGAAUCGUAAAUAAUGAUGAUAAGUUCCAGAUUAUCUUGGAUGUCGCGCCGUUCAAGCCUAAUGAACUUCAGUUUAGAAUUGAUGAUGAAUUCAUCGUAAUUCACGGCAAACAUGACGAAAGGGAAGACGAAAAAGGAUCCAUUGCCAGAGAGUUUACUCGCCUUUAUAUGUUACCUCGAAAUUGUGAUAGAGGCGAUGUGGUAGAUGCAAAGUUCAUUUCGGAGACGCAAUUGAUGAUUACUGCUCCGAAAACAACCUACAAGUCAAGUUGGAGGUUAAUCAAAUCUAGUUAACUUUUUUUUCACCAGGACUGUUAGUUCUGUAGAUUUCUACGUUACUCGAUCCAAGUUCUUUCAACUAUAACAAUUGUGUUGCGCAUUGUUUCGCCAAGGUCAUGAUACAUUGCUUGCUUAUUUUGUGAGUUCUUUCACUUUACUUCAGUUAUGUUAAAUGUCUAACACUUGAACUGAAUGUAUUAUAGCAUCUGAAUUUUUUGUAUAAAUAUUUACUCAAAAGAAGCAUGAAGUCGAAGUCGCUAUUUAUUCCUAUUUGGUAAAAUUGGCACUAAAUAAAAUAAGUA
This is a messenger RNA of Stegodyphus dumicola, 821 nucleotides long. Its product is annotated as alpha-crystallin A chain-like. Gene Ontology annotation, biological process: protein refolding; response to heat. NCBI's taxonomy places the organism in Eukaryota, Metazoa, Arthropoda, Arachnida, Araneae, Eresidae. The record is from RefSeq and is a predicted model, not a curated record. Gene Ontology annotation, cellular component: cytoplasm; nucleus.